This is a messenger RNA of Lobosporangium transversale, 378 nucleotides long. RefSeq lists its product as hypothetical. The transcript is spliced from 3 exons. Bases 1 to 378 code for a protein of 125 amino acids. NCBI's taxonomy places the organism in Eukaryota, Fungi, Mortierellomycota, Mortierellomycetes, Mortierellales, Mortierellaceae. The record is from RefSeq and is a predicted model, not a curated record.
AUGGUCCACAACAAACGCGCAAUUGAGGCGAGUGCACGGUCUCUCCUGGCCUGGCCAGUCGCAAUCAUUAGCGGCCAAGCAAGAGACUCUGAUGAAGAGCGUGCCACAGAAUGGAUAAAGAUUGAAUUUGAUCACCUCAAACGCGAUCUUUACAUCGGUCCUUUGUUGGAGAACGUUUUCAAGAAGCCGCUGGAGCAAGUCCCUAACCUCGACCCUGCGACCUACGAAGAUAUACUGGAUAUCGCGAACUGUGUGCCACGAGAGCUGAUCGAGCUGGGCCAUAAACGAUUUUAUAGUGCCGUUGCUUCAACGCUCUUGGAUCGUUCUUCCGAGUUGUUCGCUGAGGAAUUCAGAGGCCUUGGCCUUUUUUACCUUUAG